UGAGAACGACAGCAGUAACCGGCCAGAACAAACUCACCUGGACUCACGUGGACUCUGCCGGACAAGACUGCGGUGCAGCAGGGACCAGGUCUCGGCUGCUGUGAAGUGGACCAGCAGGGACCAGGUCUGGACCAGCAGCCUGAGAGGUGGGUCCAGGCUGUGAGUCAGUCUGUUUCCUGUCGGACGACUCAGACUGGAGCUGUCUGGUCAUGUAGGGUGUUGGUUUGAUUCCUCAGGACUUUGACUUGCUGCUCACUGAUUGGCCGAGACACCUGCUCCUCACAGACAGACAGGACGAACCAGACUGAUCUGAAGCAGGCAGGACUUCUUCUACCUGAGGUGGAGAGACACCGACUCACACACAGUGUGUACUUUGAUGUGUGUGUGUGUGUGAUUGGAGCUGCCAUUGCUGUGUUGCUGUGGCGAUGUUCCGUCGCAGGAAGAAAAGGCGAAGGCCUAAGAUCUCGGCGCCACAAGACUUCCAGCACCGCGUCCACACGUCGUUCAAUGCCGUCACGGGACACUACGUGGGUCUGCCGCUGCAGUGGCAGAGCGUCAUCGACACGCUGAGGAGGCCACGCCCCUUGGUGGAUCCCUCCAGGAUCACUGAGGUCGAGCUUGGACCCAGGAAGACGAUUGUCCGCGGCAGCUUCAUCGGUCACGGCGACUACAUCAGUCAUGUGAUCUCUGAGAUGAGCCAUCUCUCCGUGUCCAGCUCCAAUUCUCUGCGGCGCAGCAGCCCGUCGGCACGGAAACGGGCCCGGUCACUGGGCCGACUGGGAGAAAUGGUGGAGGACGAGACGUACCAGUACGAGGAGCUCAGUCGUCGUGGAGACCAUGGGAAGAGCGACGGGAGGUCCACCUACUGGCAGGACCGGAUCCAACAGGUCCGCAGGGAGAUCGGCAGCCCCAAACUGAACGGAGCUCUGCAGAGAGCCAAGUCCCACCGCCAGGUGGGGUCUGAAGCCACGCCCCCCACACUUGGUACACCUCAGAGGACAGGUGGGACAGGUGAGAUAGGUGGACGGUACGCCCGCAGUGAGGGGGCGGGGCUAAGACAGAGGCCGGCUUCCUGUCACUACAACCUGCAGACUGUGGAGACCGACAGCAGAACACACCUGAGACUGAAACCAGCUGUGAAUCACCUGCCGGACCUGCUGUCCUCCUCCAGACAAACUCCCAGAAGGCCACACUCUUCGUACGACCUCAAGCUGAACUCUACCUCCUCCCCCCUCCUGCUCCCUCCCCCUAACAGCACCAGCAGUCCCCUCGUCACAGGUAGAGGUUUACCUCAGCGCUUGCUCCGCCCCCACUCCAGCGUUAACAUUACUCCAAAAACACCCACUCCCCUGAUUCAGCCCUGCCCCUCCCCCACCGGAUCCCCGGCCUGCCCCCCCGCUCGGCCCCGCCCCUCCUCCACCCAGCAGACAGUGUCCAACGGAGGUGCUCAGACUGUGACCCAUGAGCAGUUCAAGGCGGCGCUGCAGAUGGUGGUGGACGCCGGAGACCCGAGGAUGAGUCUGGAGAACUUUGUGAAGAUCGGGGAGGGGUCCACAGGUGUGGUCUGCAUCGCCCGGGAGAGACACAGCGGACGACAGGUGGCCGUGAAGAUGAUGGACCUGAGGAAGCAACAGCGCAGAGAGCUGCUCUUUAAUGAGGUGGUGAUCAUGAGGGACUACCGGCACCAGAACGUGGUGGAGAUGUAUCGCAGCGCUAUGGUGGAGGAGGAACUCUGGGUAAUCAUGGAGUACCUGCAGGGCGGCGCUCUCACCCACAUCAUCAGUGAAACCAGGGUGAACGAGGAGCAGAUAGCGACGGUGUGUGAGAGCGUCCUGCAGGCGCUGGCCUACCUUCAUGCUCAGGGCGUCGUCCACAGAGACAUCAAGAGUGACUCCAUCCUCUUGACUCUGGAUGGGAGGGUGAAACUGUCAGACUUUGGUUUCUGCGCCCAGAUCAGUAAAGAUGUCCCGAAGAGGAAGUCUCUGGUUGGGACUCCGUACUGGAUGGCCCCCGAGGUGAUCUCCAAAACACCAUAUGGUACCGAGGUGGACGUCUGGUCUCUGGGGAUCAUGGUGGUGGAGAUGGUGGAUGGAGAGCCGCCAUACUUCAGCGACACGCCCAUCACCGCCAUGAAGAAGCUGAGAGACGAAGCAGCACCGAGCGUGAAGAACAUCCAGAGGGUGUCUCCCGUGUUGAAGGACUUCCUGGGCUGCAUGUUGACUCGUGACACGCUGCAGCGAAGCAGCGCCAUCACCCUGCUGGAGCACCCGUUCCUACUGCAGGCCGGGUCACCGCGCUGCCUGGUGCCGCUGGUGGAGCAGCACCGCAAACGCAUGUCACUCUGCUGAACACUUGAGACCACCUGAGACUCACCUGAGACUCUAAGGUUGCAGAAACUGCAGGAACUCUGGGUUGCUUUGUUUUGUACGAACAGAGAACCAUCAGCUCCGUCUCUUUUUGGUUGCUAAGAAGACUGUCAACUUCAGCAGCCAAUCACAUACCAGUGCUGCUGUAAGCCCCUCCCUGCAGCUGCCAGAGCAGCAUCGAGGAAUUAAUCUGAUUUUCUUCAUCACUUUGUCUAAAACAUCAGGAAAAUAAAAAAUAAAAUUAUGAGUAUGAACACGAGUUUAACAAACAGGUGAAGAAAAAAAGAAUCUUGUUUGUAUGUUUUUAUUGGUUAAUGCACGUACUGAGUAUUUUAUUGAUUAUUAAUUAUCUCCUGUGAUGAUGAUCAGUGAUGAGGAGCUCUGUCUUGCACAGAAAGUGU
Seriola dumerili (greater amberjack) is the source of this 2767-nucleotide messenger RNA. Its product is annotated as serine/threonine-protein kinase PAK 6-like. The coding region runs from base 426 to 2348 and encodes 640 amino acids. Gene Ontology annotation, biological process: intracellular signal transduction; regulation of MAPK cascade; protein phosphorylation. Lineage: Eukaryota; Metazoa; Chordata; Actinopteri; Carangiformes; Carangidae. The record is from RefSeq and is a predicted model, not a curated record. Gene Ontology annotation, molecular function: ATP binding; protein serine/threonine kinase activity. Gene Ontology annotation, cellular component: cytoplasm. The transcript is spliced from 12 exons.